UGUACUGGUACAGUUGUGCAGGUCGUGGUCGUGCAUUCGAGCCGUGCAUAAAUAGAAAAAUAUUGGUGCAGGAAACUGCGCAGUGAAAAGAAAAAGGAAAAUCUUUAUUUGCGAUUGUGAAAUACCUGUCCUUCAAGUUUUUAAGAACAACAAGAAACCAAAACAAUGUCUACAUUGCAGAAAGGAUUCAAUUCUUUAAUGAAAUUACGUCGAGCCCAAAGUGCUCCGAUUGCUCUCUACCAUGCAAAUGUGCUUGAUCAUUAUGAGAACCCGAGAAACGUUGGAUCGAUGGACAAGAAAGAGAAAAACGUCGGAACCGGAUUGGUUGGUGCACCGGCUUGUGGUGACGUCAUGAAGUUGCAAAUUCGGGUUGAUGAAAAUGGAAAAAUUAUCGAUGCUAAAUUCAAAACAUUUGGCUGCGGAUCAGCCAUUGCUUCUAGCUCACUGGCUACCGAAUGGGUAAAGGGAAAAACACUUGACGAAGCAAGAAAGCUUAAGAAUACUGACAUUGCAAAGGAAUUAUCUCUUCCUCCGGUAAAGCUUCAUUGUUCCAUGCUGGCUGAAGACGCUAUUAAAGCCGCCUUGGAAGAUUACAAGAAGAAGCAAGAUAAAUAGAUUGUUACCCUACAGGCAUAGCAUUACACGAGUAAUUAAAAUCUGGUUAUGUAAAUUAGAAUGAGAGAAUGAUAAAAUAAAUGUAUGUACAGCUCUAAGUGUUUG
Molecule: messenger RNA, 720 nt
Organism: Sabethes cyaneus
Lineage: Eukaryota; Metazoa; Arthropoda; Insecta; Diptera; Culicidae
Gene: IscU
Product: iron-sulfur cluster assembly scaffold protein IscU
Exons: 1
Coding region: 166-615 (149 amino acids)
Biological process (GO): iron-sulfur cluster assembly; intracellular iron ion homeostasis
Cellular component (GO): cytoplasm; mitochondrial matrix
Molecular function (GO): ferrous iron binding; 2 iron, 2 sulfur cluster binding
Source: RefSeq, a predicted model, not a curated record